Boeremia exigua is the source of this 747-nucleotide messenger RNA. Its product is annotated as Clp protease-domain-containing protein. Gene Ontology annotation, molecular function: ATPase binding; ATP-dependent peptidase activity; serine-type endopeptidase activity. NCBI's taxonomy places the organism in Eukaryota, Fungi, Ascomycota, Dothideomycetes, Pleosporales, Didymellaceae. Gene Ontology annotation, biological process: protein quality control for misfolded or incompletely synthesized proteins. Gene Ontology annotation, cellular component: endopeptidase Clp complex. The record is from RefSeq and is a predicted model, not a curated record. The transcript is spliced from 2 exons. The coding region runs from base 1 to 747 and encodes 248 amino acids.
AUGGCGACUUUAUUACGGCGAGCAGCGCGGCCGAGCGUCAUCACAGGAAUAUGUAGGAGCGGAACCAGGUCGAUUUCGAGCCAAUUCGGCUUCCCUACCGGCUAUGCGCCUCCACAGCAACAGCAUGCGCCGCGGGCAGCUGCACUCCCGAUUCCCUACGUGACCGAGACAGUUGGUGGAGGGUGGAAAACCUCCGACAUCUUCUCGCGCCUGCUGCAAGAGCGCAUCAUCUGCCUGAACGGCGAAGUCGAGGAAUCCAUGUCCGCCAUGAUCGUCGCCCAGCUACUCUUCCUUGAAGCCGACAACCCCGAAAAGCCUAUCUCGCUCUACAUCAACUCGCCCGGCGGCAGCGUGAGCGCCGGCCUUGCCAUCUACGACACCAUGAACUACAUCCGCUGCCCAGUGACUACAAUAUGCAUGGGCCAGGCCGCGUCUAUGGGGUCGCUGCUGCUGUGCGGUGGCCAGGCUGGACAGAGGUACAUACUGCCGCACGCGAGGGUCAUGAUCCACCAGCCGAGCGGAGGGUAUUCGGGCAAGGCCAGCGAUAUUGCGGAUCACGCAAAGGAGAUUCUGCGAGUGAGGGAGAGGCUGAACAAGAUCUACCAGUCGCACUUGACGAAGAAGAGGAGUCUGGAGGAGAUUGAGAAGUUCAUGGUCGGGGAUUACUUCAUGGACGCGCAAGAGGCGGUCGACUUUGGGAUUGUCGACAAGAUAUUGGAAAGACGAGAGGACGUCAGCAAGGAGUAG